CACUGGAGUUACUGGAGCAGCUGUCCACAACACGGAACUAGAGCCAGUUCACACCGCGCUACUGGUUCUCCAACUUCCACUCAGGCAUACCUGGACAGAAGAAGAAGACGCUUUUUGUUUUUUUAUUAUUAUUAUUUUUGUUUGAUUUCCGGGUGUUAAAAAGUUCAAUGCGGUUUCUGGGCUCAGAAAUGAUGGAGGAGCGACUUUUAGGAAAUCAAAGUAGAGUUCACAGCAUCGAGGCCAUUUUAGGCUACAGAGAGGAGGAGAGCAGUUUGAAGAAGCAGAGGAUGAUGAGCAGUGUCCGCUGUGACGUCAGGUCCGGCGCCCCGGUGAGCCCCGAUUUACCGGAAGGCGGCGACGGUCUGAAGCUGUCGGACGACGAGCGCGCGAAGAAGAAGCACAGGCGCAACCGGACCACGUUCACCACGUUCCAACUGCACGAGCUCGAAAGAGCGUUCGAGAAGUCGCGCUACCCGGACGCGUGCAGCCGGGAGGAACUCGCGCUCAAGGUCAACCUGCCCGAAGUGCGCGUGCAGGUGUGGUUCCAGAACCGUCGUGCUAAGUGGCGUCGUCAGGAGAAGCUGGAGUUGAGCUCCAUCAGCCCCAUCAAGCUGCAGGACUCAUCAGUGCUUUCCUUCCCCAGAUCUCCUGCUCUCGAACCAUGGAUGGCACCCCCAUGUGUCUCCUCCCCCACCUCUCCGCUGCACUCCUUUCCUCCCUUCCUUACCUCUCCGUCCAGUUAUGCUCCUCCAUCAUUCCUUGGAAGUCCAGCGGUCGGUCACACUCUGCCCCUCGGAGCUCCAUGUCCUCCUCCACUUCCCUUCCACUGUUCAGGUUUCAUGGACUCACUGUCUCUGGAGGACACAGAUCCUCGCAACUCCAGCAUUGCCUCGCUCAGGAUGAAGGCCAAGGAGCACAUUCAGGCCAUAGGGAAGUCCUGGUAGAUCCUGGACUCCUUGUGUGGGGAAAAAUGGAAUGGUCAAGCAACUCUGUACUUCCUGUAGACACUGAGAGAGAGAGAGAGAGAGAGAGAGAGAGGGAGAGAGAGAGAGAGAGAGAGAAAGAGAGAGACAGGGAGAGAGAGAGAGGGAGGGAGGAUACACGUCUGAAGCCCAUCUUCAGGUCUCAUCUUCAGUGGACGUGAAGAAACCCAGGAGCUGGACAGGAGAGACUUUAAAGUCCCAGAGUGGGCAUGUCUUAGUGAUGUUUGCCUGUGUCACAACAACAUUUGUAAGAAUACAUGAAUUAAAAAAGCAAAGAGAACAAAUUUGAAAAAAUUUGAAUGAAAAGAAAAAAUUGGGUUCUAAAGAUCACUCAAAAGACAAACCGUGUUCUCCGUCACAGAGCGUUCUCUAUCAGAACCCUUCCCUGAGGCUACAAAUCUCAUAAAAACAACAAACUCUUAAAGAAGCAUCAGAGAAACAUAGUGUUAAAAUAGGGAUAAAAAUAUUUUAAAAUGCUCCUUGAAGAGUUCUCAGCUUCAGAUAAUGGUUCUCUUGGGAAAAUUUCUGUGUUUGAUGAGCGUCUGUGAGCUCUAAGACAAUCUAUUUAUUCUUCUCUUCUCAUUCUUUGUGUAA
Hemibagrus wyckioides is the source of this 1577-nucleotide messenger RNA. RefSeq names its product retinal homeobox gene 3 (gene rax). The record is from RefSeq and is a predicted model, not a curated record. Lineage: Eukaryota; Metazoa; Chordata; Actinopteri; Siluriformes; Bagridae. Gene Ontology annotation, biological process: positive regulation of transcription by RNA polymerase II. Gene Ontology annotation, molecular function: DNA-binding transcription factor activity, RNA polymerase II-specific; RNA polymerase II cis-regulatory region sequence-specific DNA binding. Bases 168 to 944 code for a protein of 258 amino acids. The transcript is spliced from 3 exons.